Molecule: messenger RNA, 1890 nt
Organism: Peniophora sp. CBMAI 1063
Lineage: Eukaryota; Fungi; Basidiomycota; Agaricomycetes; Russulales; Peniophoraceae
Source: the annotation of a GenBank genome assembly
AUGACCGGAGGUUUCGAUGUACCUCUCGUGGAUGAGGUCGGCGAUUCCGGCGCGCGGUGGGCUGGCACCGCUCAUAUACUUGGCCCACGUUGGGCGCGCCUACCACUACUGAGCUUGGGCCUGAUUGGAGUCCAGCUUCUUUGGUCCGUAGAGAUGUCGUAUGCUUCGCCGUACUUGAUCUCGCUAGGACUGUCGAAGUCGGGGAUGGCCAUGGUCUUCAUAGCCGGGCCAAUCUCAGGCUUGGUUGUCCAACCGGUCAUUGGUUUAUUAGCAGAUACCUCGAAGUCACGGUUCGGAAGGAGACGACCCUAUAUACUGGCGGGCACUGGAUUCUGCUCUUUCUUCAUCUUACUCCUUGGAUAUACACGCCAGUUCGCCAGUAUUGUUACCACUACAGGCUCAGAUGCGAAUGACACACUGACGAUAUGGCUCGCCGUGUUCAGUAUAUUCUGUAUCGACUUCGGGAUUAACGCGGUCAUGAGCAUGGACAGAGCUCUCAUUGUGGACACCCUUCCUUCAGAGAAGCAACCCAUUGGAAGUGCUUGGGCGGCGCGUAUGAUGGGUAUAGGCAGUGUCGUUGGUUUCCUCAUCGGCGGGUUGGAUAUGCCUGCAAUGUUCCCAAUAUUCGGGAGUACAGAGAUCGAAGUUAUUUCAGCCCUAUCUGCCAUAUCGCUCGUGUUCACCCAUGCCAUAACUUGCUACUGCACGAAAGAGCGCGUUUUACUCUCGCUCCCCGCGCGCCAACAACGAAGCGGCUUUUUGAAGGAGGUCAAGUCUACGUGGACGACCUUCAAAACCUUGCCAUAUGCCAUCUUGCGAAUUUGUAUCAUCCAAUUCUUCGCUUGGCUAGGCUGGUUUCCCGUGCUCUUCUACACAUCUCUAUACGUCGGAGACUUCUAUCGUCGCUCCACACCCGCAUCCUCGGCCUUAACUCCGGAGUUUGUCGAAGCAGAAGCAAAUCGGCUUGGAUCUCGCGCAAUGACAAUCUCCGCGAUCUUGACGCUGCUCACCAACUUCGCCGCGCCCAUCCUCGUGUCCAAAAGAAGAACUGGACAGGAAGCCCUCAUGACCGCUGGCCCCAAACCCUGGUAUCGACGGAGGAUGCACAUGGCGACGAUAUGGGCGUUAUCCCAUAUAGUCUUUGCGGCGUGCAUGUUUGCGACAUUGUUCGUGAGCAGUGUAAUAGCUGCGACUAUAGUGAUGAGCAUAACCGGCAUAUGCUGGGGUAUCACUCUAUGGGCGCCAUUCUCUCUGCUCGGAGAAGAGAUUGUGGCUUCCAGUUCAGAACUCCCCGGCGUGGAAGAGACCAUAGUUCUGGCUGACCAUCGGACGCCUCUCGAAAGUCGAGAAGAAGUCUUUGCAGUCGCUGAUGACUCGGACUCAGAUGAAGAUCGGACUGCGAAGCCCGCUCUACGACCUCGCUGGAGCGGUGACGGGGACGAUCCGCGCACUGCGCUCAUGGGAAAUGCCGACGCACGGCAGAGCUGGGUCGACGUCGGCGCCAGCGGUCAUGCCACGGAAGGGCAGGGUCAAGACCCUACGUCGCGUUCGGGGCUCAGUGCGAAAGCAGGGACGAUCUUGGGAAUCCACAACACGUUUAUCGUCGCGCCUCAGUUUCUCGUGACCGGCCUCGCCUCAAUCAUAUUCGCCAUAUUUGAGCCCGGCAAAUCUGCUAUUCAUGGCGGCAAAAGGACCGCGACGUUCAACACGUCGGAUGUAGACGCCGGCAGUAACCUGGCGCUCCUUUCGAGGGACGAUACUGCUCAAACGGAGUCGGCGGCCAAUGGUCCCAAUACCAUUGCCAUCAUCUUCCGGCUCGGAGGCGUGGCUGCCGUAGUGGCCUUCGUCAUUUGCUGGAGACUCGCAGGUUACCUCCGGCGCCGAGGAUGA